This is a messenger RNA of Caenorhabditis remanei, 828 nucleotides long. RefSeq lists its product as uncharacterized. NCBI's taxonomy places the organism in Eukaryota, Metazoa, Nematoda, Chromadorea, Rhabditida, Rhabditidae. The record is from RefSeq and is a predicted model, not a curated record. The coding region runs from base 1 to 828 and encodes 275 amino acids. The transcript has 3 exons.
AUGAUGUUCCUCAACUCAUUUGUUCUAUUCGUUGCUGCAUGCAUGAAGACGAUUCCUGCUGAAGCUGUUGGUAUUGCUGGCCAACUUGAUAACGCUCCUCUGCGAAGAAUGCCAGUUCUCAAUACUCAAAAUGAUUAUUCUGCUCAUAUUCAACAAUUUCGACAAGCAAAAACCUUUCCCUCUCCAUCACCCACUGAACCUAUUCCUUCUGCCUCUUCAGUGGCCCCAGCUUCUUCAGACAGCGACGAUUUCUCAGUUUCUGAUAAAUCAAUUGAAACUUUGAGAACCUCCAAUAGAGAGUCUUUGAAGAAGAAGAAUGCAAGGACAUUUGCUGUUAAAACAGACACGAGAAGUGAAAAUUCGGGAAAUCAGCAGGAGGUUAAUCAUCCAGAACCGGCCGUAUCUCAUCGAGAUGAUAACAACAAUGUACACGAUGACCGUGAUUUGUUCGAAGCACUUCAAGUUGAAAAGCCAGACAUUUGCGGCUCUUGUCCACCAAUUUGGAUGAAGAACACAGCCGAAAUGAAAGAAAUUUGUUCAAAUCAUGAAUCUGUUUCCUCAUUUUUCUCGAUGACACUUGACAAGAGAGAUGCUCAAAAUGUCGUUGAUACCAGUGACUUGAAAGAAUGUACAAGAACAAUCACUUGCACAGAACCACAUAUGCUUGUCAAAUGGCACGAAUCGGAGCUAUGUGAUGUACAUGCUCCAUAUACAGGAUCUCUCGUGACUGAUACAUCCAAUACAUUCAUUUACAAAUGCAAUGGAACUCAAUGGACAUUACACGGAUUCCCACUUUCAAGUGUUGUCUGUGCAGUCAGUUCUAAUUGA